Molecule: messenger RNA, 903 nt
Organism: Pyricularia pennisetigena
Lineage: Eukaryota; Fungi; Ascomycota; Sordariomycetes; Magnaporthales; Pyriculariaceae
Exons: 5
Coding region: 1-903 (300 amino acids)
Biological process (GO): transmembrane transport
Molecular function (GO): transmembrane transporter activity
Source: RefSeq, a predicted model, not a curated record
AUGGCACCGGAGAAGAAGCAGACCGGGCUGGGCGAACCCGCCCUUGAGGCUCAUAUUACACCUCCCGAUGGAAAGCUGGAAGACAGCACAACAGAGAGCAACGGAAAGGAGGCAAACGAGACGCUCAAAAGCGACUCACCGCGCCCGGUACACGGAGUGAAGUGGGUUCUGGUCGUCGUUUCUCUGCUCGCCUCUUUCCUGAUUUAUUCUCUCGAUGUGACGAUUGUGGCAACAAUCCAGCCGACCAUCGUCCUCACGUUCGGCCACGUCGACCUCGUCCCAUGGUUGGCCGCUGCUUUUGCUCUGGCAUCGGCAGCGACCGUACUCCCCUGGUCCAAAGCAUAUGGUACCUUUUCCGCCAAAAUUCUCUUCGUUAGCGGCACGGUCUUGUCCAUGGCUGCAUCGGCCCUGUGCGGCGCCGCCCCCGAUAUCAAUGCCUUUAUCGUCGGUCGUGCUUUAGCCGGCGUUGGUGGUAUCGAUACGGUCGACGAAACAUCCCCCGACGCCAAGAUAUACGGCUGCUACUCCCAGGCCGGGUUUCCAGUCGCGCAGGUCUCCGUGGCGGCCGACGAUAUCCCAUACGGCGUCGGGUUCAUGAUGGUCAGCCAGAUGCUCGGCAUCGCGCUCGGCACCGGCAUGGCGGGUGCGCUCUUCAUCUCGUCGGCUGCCAGCGGCGCGAGCAGUGCCCUUCUCAACGCCGCCGAUCCCGACACCCGCGCUCGCGCCGUGCACGUCAUUGCGCUCGCCAUACGCAACCCAUUCGUGCCCAUGGUGGUCAGUGGCGCCAUCGCCUUCCUGUAUCAGUCUCUUCCUCAAGCGGGAGAAGGUUUUUGCUCCACAGACGAUGGCUGGUUCAGAAGGGAAGAGCAAGUUGUGACGUGUAUCUUUUCGGUGCCGUCGUGA